AUGGCUGGUACUGGGGUUGGCAUUGGGCAAGUGUCGCUGGUGGCGUUGGCCAUCGCACUGAUACACUGCUCGCGGGACCACAGUGUCGUCGUGUCUGCGCUCGGGUUUUCCGUCAUUGGGUUUGCCGUGACAGACGCUUUGAUCUCACGGUGUGGUCCAUCGUUCAUUAAAAUUGGUCUGUUUGGCAAGGACAUGAGCAAAAUAGGGAAACCUGUUUUGCCCGAGGCAAUUGGUGCCGUCUCGGCAAUGGUCUACAUAAUGAUCAUGUUCUUUUACAUCCCAUUCAUCUUCUACCGGUACAUGGUGUUAGACACUGUCGGUGGUGGGGACAGGAACACGUCCGUAGAGAUGAACGGGUGGUCAAAGUCGUCGUUCCCGCACAAUAAACUGUCCGAAUACUUGUCGAGCGUCUUGUGUCUUGAGAGCACAAUUGUGCUCGGGAUCUUCGACGACCUUUUCGACCUGCGCUGGAGACACAAGUUCCCACUACCUGCUAUCGCAGCUAUCCCGCUAUUGCUCGUCUACUACGUCGACUUUGGAGUCACAUACGUGUUGGUCCCCAAUUUCGCAAAGGACUUAUUCCAGGGGAAGACCCUGGUGGAUCUCGGCGUUGGGUACUACGGAUACAUGGCAGCAAUGGCCAUAUUCUGCCCUAAUUCGAUCAAUAUCCUUGCUGGGGUCAAUGGACUGGAGGUCGGGCAAAGUAUCGUUUUGGCGUCUUUGUCCUUGAUCAACGACUUGUUGUACCUGACGAUGGGCAACGAGUCCUCGAGAGACUCGCACCUGUUCAGUGCGGUGCUGAUCAUUCCAUUCCUUGGCGUGUCCAGUGCACUGUACAAAUGGAACAGAUGGCCCGCAAAAGUGUUUGUUGGAGACACGUACUGCUACUUCGCAGGGAUGGUGUUUGCCGUUGUAGGGAUAUUGGGACAUUUCUCAAAGACAAUGCUAAUGUUGUUUAUACCACAGAUCCUGAACUUCAUUUACUCAUGUCCCCAACUGUUCAAUAUUGUCACUUGUCCAAGACAUAGACUGCCCAAGUUUAACGAGAAGGAUGGUUUAUUGUACACCUCCAGAGUCAACUUGAAGGAGAAUCCACCUAAGAGGGUUUUUGUGCCUGUCUUGAGAAUCCUACACUUCUGCAAAUUGAUUGACCUGGAGACCGAUCAAGAUGGUACACUCGUGUCUUGUUCCAAUAUGACACUGAUCAACCUCGUGCUUGUUUGGUUUGGGCCUAUGAGGGAGGACAAGUUGUGCCAGCUCAUUUUGAAACUGCAGUUUGCCAUUGGGCUUUUAUCCCUUUUCGGAAGACAUGCUGUAGGCGCCAUCUUGUUUGGCCACGAUAAUUUAUGGACGAUUAGCUGA
Messenger RNA from Huiozyma naganishii CBS 8797, 1362 nucleotides. RefSeq names its product UDP-N-acetylglucosamine--dolichyl-phosphate N-acetylglucosaminephosphotransferase (gene ALG7). NCBI's taxonomy places the organism in Eukaryota, Fungi, Ascomycota, Saccharomycetes, Saccharomycetales, Saccharomycetaceae. The transcript has a single exon. Gene Ontology annotation, cellular component: membrane. Gene Ontology annotation, biological process: dolichol-linked oligosaccharide biosynthetic process; protein N-linked glycosylation. Bases 1 to 1362 code for a protein of 453 amino acids. Gene Ontology annotation, molecular function: UDP-N-acetylglucosamine-dolichyl-phosphate N-acetylglucosaminephosphotransferase activity. The record is from RefSeq and is a predicted model, not a curated record.